AGGAGGCCGGCACCCUCCCCCUCGGGCGGCGCGUUCCCGGGCAGUCUGCGCGAGGGCCGGGCCGCGGCCGGCUACCUCCUCCUCCCCCCCCCCGUCCCUCCUCUGUCCCCUCAGCCUCUUCGCUCCACGUCGUCCCGGCUCCCGGGGGAUGCCCCGGACCAGGCUCUCUUCAUGGCUGCCGACGUUUUCAUGUGUUCUCCGCGUCGGCCCCGCAGUCGGGGCCGCUCGGUGCUGCUCAAGCCUCGGGUGCCGGAGGACGACGACGACUCGGACACAGACGAGCCGUCUCCGCCGCCCCCCUCCGGCGUGGCCCCCGCAGCCCGGGCCCACGCGAGCGCCGCACUGUUGCCGCCCCGGGCCGGGCCGGGCCGCGAGGAGCCUCCCCGCCGCCAGCAGAUCAUCCACAGCGGCCACUUCAUGGUGUCCUCGCCGCACCGCGAGCACCCGCCCAAGAAGGGCUACGAUUUCGACACGGUCAACAAGCAGACGUGCCAGACCUAUAGUUUCGGCAAGACCAGCUCCUGCCACCUGUCCAUUGAUGCCUCGCUCACCAAGCUCUUCGAGUGCAUGACCCUGGCCUACAGUGGGAAAUUAGUGUCUCCAAAGUGGAAAAACUUCAAGGGCCUGAAGCUCCAGUGGCGGGACAAGAUCCGGCUCAACAACGCCAUCUGGCGGGCAUGGUACAUGCAGUAUCUGGAGAAACGCAAGAACCCUGUGUGCCACUUUGUCACCCCACUGGACGGCUCUGUUGACGUAGAUGAGCAUCGCCGGCCAGAGGCCAUCACCACAGAGGGCAAAUACUGGAAGAGUCGCAUUGAGAUUGUGAUUCGGGAGUACCACAAGUGGAGGACCUACUUCAAGAAAAGGCUGCAGCAACACAAGGAUGAGGACCUCUCGAGUCUGGCCCAGGAUGAUGACAUGCUCUAUUGGCACAAACAUGGAGAUGGUUGGAAAACCCCAGUCCCCAUGGAGGAGGACUCACUGCUGGACACAGACAUGCUCAUGUCAGAAUUCAGUGACACCCUCUUCUCCACACUUUCUUCACACCAACCAGUGGCCUGGCCCAACCCGCGGGAAAUAGCACAUUUGGGAAAUGCAGACAUGAUCCAGCCAGGCCUGAUCCCUUUGCAACCCAACCUGGACUUCAUGGACACCUUUGAACCUUUCCAGGAUCUCUUCUCUUCCAGCCGAUCCAUUUUUGGCUCCAUGCUGCCUCCACCUACGUCAGUACCUGCCCCAGAUCCCAGCAGCCCACCUUCUCAGGGGAACAUCUUGCCAAACCCAGCUCUUCCCACCGUGAGCCUUCCCAACAGCCUCAUUGCAUCCUCUGCGUCCCCGUCCCUGGACCCCACAGACGGGCAGGCUUGUGAACGCACUUCCCAGACUGUGGACCCGUUUAUUCAACCUGCAGACUUUGGUCCCUCUGAGCCACCACUGAGUGUCCCACAGCCCUUCCUUCCUGUCCUCACUAUGACCUUGCUUUCUCCUGGCCCUGCCCCGGCACCUGUCCCAACGGCACUGCCCUUGGUUUCUCCUCCUGCCUCUACUCUGAGCCCUUCAGCUCCGCCAGCUUUCCUGCAGCCACAGAAGUUCGCUGGAGUCAGCAAGUCGACCCCUGUAAUCACCCACACAGCCUCGGCCACUCUCACCCAUGAUGCUUCUGCCACCACUUUCAGCCAGAGCCAGGGUCUGGUUAUCACAGCACACCACCCAGCCCCCUCGUCAUCCCCCUGCGGUCUGGCACUGUCACCUGUACCCCAACCACCCGCUGUGGGACCUCCCCAGCCUCAUUUAACGUUUAUACACCCCAAACCUGUGUCCUUGACUGGAGUGAGACCCAAGCAACCCCCCAAAAUAGUGCCUGCUCCCAAACCCGAGCCUGUGUCCUUGGUGUUGAAGAGUGCCUGCAUUGCUCCCGCUGCCUUCUCAGGCCAGCCGCAAAAGGUGAUCAUGACAUCAGCCCCUCUGAAGAGAGAAGGGAUUCUGGCGUCGACUGUGUCCCCAUCCAACGUGGUCAUUGCCUCUGCUGCCAUCACCAGGGCUUCUGGAGUCACAGAGUUCCUCAGCCACAGCACAAGCAGCCAGCCUACCCCUGUCUCUCGGCUCUUCUCCCCAAGUACAGUGCAAGACUCCCUGGUGAAGGGCGAGCAGGUCCCACUGCAUGGGGGUAGUCCCCAGGUCCCUGCCACGGGCUCUAGCCGAGACUGCCCCAACUCAGGGCACGCCUCUCCCUGCCCAUCAGAACAAAGUCCCAGUCCUCAGUCCCCCCAGAACACCUGCUCAGGGAAAUCUACAGACCCCAAAAACGUGGCUGCAUUAAAGAACCGGCAGAAGCACAUCUCGGCUGAGCAGAAAAGGCGUUUUAAUAUCAGGAUGGGCUUUAACACCCUCAACAGUUUGAUCUCCAAUAAUUCCAAGCAGACCAGCCAUGCCAUCACACUGCAGAAGACCAUGGAGUACAUCACCAAGCUGCAGCAGGAGCGGAUGCAGAUGCAGGAGGAGGCCCGGAGGCUUCGGGAGGAAAUUGAGGAGCUCAAUACUACCAUCAUCUCCUGCCAGCAGCUGCUGCCUGCCACAGGAGUCCCUGUCAGCUGCCGCCAGUCAGACCACAUGAAGGACAUGUUUGAGGAGUACGUGAAAAGCAGGGUCCUGCAGAAUUGGAAAUUCUGGAUUUUCAGCAUGAUCAUCAAGCCACUGUUCGAGUCUUUCAAGGGGAUGGUGUCCACCAGCAGCUUGGAGGACUUUCACCGGACGGCGCUUUCCUGGCUGGACCAGCACUGCUCUUUGCCUGUCCUCAGGCCAAUGGUACUGAGUACCCUCCGGCAGCUGAGCACCACCACCUCCAUCCUGACAGACCCGUCCCAGCUGCCAGAGCAGGCAUCAGAGGCUGUUUCCAGGACUGGCAAGAGACUGGGGGAAUUGUAAGCGUGGUUGGCAUGUGACUGCAUGAGAUGCCUGAAGACCCCCCCCUUCCUGACAUACCACCUCAGGGCCGCCUUUGACUCCAGUGGCCCACUGCCCCUGUCAGGAUGCUGUGCUCAGGUCUGAAGCAGGUUUGGGGCCUGCCCACAGCAGUAUCCCAUCUUGGGAACCCUUGCUGUGACCUCUCACUCAGCGACCUCAAUCACCAGUCUCCCCUGCAUUUGGGGUGGCCCAGACAAAGGGAAACAUGGCUGUUCUGCUCCUGUCCUCCUGGUGGCCUGUUGGGGUCCAGGGCCAGCAAGUGCCAGACAAGGAGACAAAGCCGUUCCUGCAGGUGGGGAUCAUCCGGGGUCCCUCAGAAGUCCUUUCUUGAGACUUAGAGACUCGGCCCCUGUCACAUCGUUGUCUACUUGUGCUCCUCUGGCAACCCCUGCACACUUUCUGGCCUCUGUAGCAGCAGUGAAGUCUCCAUCUCUUGCCACCCUGGCAGCAGCUGACCCUCUGGGCUGCUGUUCUGACCUCUGCAGAGAGGAACGCGCCUCCUCCCUGGUGUCUUCUAUUGAAGGGAAAUCUUCUUCCCAAACCCUGAGCACACAUGGAAAACAAAGGCUGUGGAGGCCAGCUGGCCAGGUUACGGCACAGGCCAUGCAGAGCUGCUCUUCUGGCUCAGAAACCCUCCGAGCAUGUCCCGUCCACUGUGUCUCGGUUCUGCCUGGCAUUGCAGUCACCGUGACGUUCCCAGCGUAGCCAGGGACGUGGCCCAGAGCCUCUGAGGCCUGGCCUCACAGCUGAGGCCCUCCCGUGCCUGUUCCCCACCCUCUUCCACUUAGAAGCUGUGGAAGAGGCGCAUACACUCCAGGGUCAGUCCCACUCUUGGGUCUAGCGUUCGCAGGUCACACUCCAUGAUGCUGCUGUCAUCCUGGUCAUUUUCUCUGAAGUUUGGGAGCUCCAAACCAGGACAGUUCUCAGACCAAAGAUGUCAUCGUACGAGAGAAGUCUGACCCGUCUUGUGUUAAGAGGAGGAAACAGAAAGCUGAUGGCAGCAUGCCAGAGUCGGCCCCGGAAGCUAGCUCCAGACUAGAUGGCCAAGAGCUGUGCUCAGAUUUGGACCAGUGAGUUUGGAGGGUGACCCGUGUCUGAAGGUUCCAGUGCCCCAGUGUGUGUGCUCCAGUUGGUAGAGACAGGGAGAGGUGGGGGAGGGCGCAUUGACCCUCACCCUUCUCUUUGCUGCCUCUGAGAUGCUGCAGGCAGUGAGGUACUCUCUCCAGCACUCAGGGAGCCCAGUCCAGGGCACCUCCCGGGAAGAAUGUGCGUUUUGCCCUGCUGUCACACCUAGAGCAGGCAGCGGGCUUUCUUAGACUGCCCGGCCCCUCCUCACCACGCUGCCUGUCCUGGGGGGACCACGUGAAGAGGGGAGCCCAGGAUGUUCCCUGAAGUUGUGACCCACGGAAGCCUGCUGAGACCUGAGGCCUGCCCUGGACUAAGUAGGUGGAGAGAAGGAAAGGGUAGGGGCUGCGGGCUGCGCCGCCAUUGAUGCGGUGAGUGAGCCCUGACCACACGCUUGCGCCAUUGCCUGGUUUCUGUCCUGUCUGGGACAGCUUGGGGGCCCUCCUCAGCCGUCCCCAAAAACGUGUUUACAGGUUGAGGGAUGAACACAAGGCACAUAGGCUGGACCUUGGACUUUCCACCGGGCACCCGUUCCUUUCCCAAAGACGAGGUGAAAUUGUCCUUCAGAAGGCGAAGGGCCACUGUGGUAGGAGGAAACUAAGCCGCUGCUGUGAGGGCGUCGAGAAGCCCAGCCCUUCCUCCUCACGGGCCACGGGCCACGGGCCACAGGCCACACCGUGGCCGUGAGGACUCCUGUUCUCUCCACCCUUGCUGGGGAGAAACCUUGUUUUUCAAACUCCGUGGGUAUGAGAUUGGCCCUAUGCUUCUCUUGCCUACCUCUCCAGUUUGCUGAGUUAAUCUCAUCUUGUUUCAUCAGAUGUGUAAGGCUGUUAGAUUGUGUGAAACUGGGGGUGAGAGGGGAGAGGGAGGAGAGAGAGAGUGUGUGUGUGUGUGAGUGAGUGUGUGUGUGUGUGUGUGUGUGUGUGUCCGUCCGUCCGUGUCCUGGCAGACUAUCAGGUGCGUGUUUUUGUUUUGAGUGACUCCAUUUCCCUUUUCUUGGUGCUCACUUUGGCCGUGGCUGUGAGGUCACAAUGCUUUAAAAUCUCCAGGAAUGAUUCUGCCUUGGAGAUUUUCUUGUUUUAAAAUCUUGCCUGAUGAACCUGGCCAAUCAGAGGGUCCUGGCCUUGACUUCUGUCCUGGACACCAAGGUCAGCAUUGGAAUAGCCGAGGCCACUCUGCUGGGGGUCUCCACUGGGCGCUGACCACACUGUUGGACCGGGGUUUGUUUACACUUACUUUCACUCCCAUUCCUGCCCCCACUCACCAGAAGAAACUUCAAAAUGUUAGCACUUUGGAGAAGAAGAAUAUUGGCCUAAAAGGAGAAACCACAAAGCCACCUGGGAAAUCUCUGCAAGGGUUUCUGUGAAAUCUUCACAAGGCAUCAGCACAUGUUCUGUCUGUUCUUUCACUAUGAGUGGGCACUGCAGAGGCAGGGUAGCUCCGGCUGAGGGCCUUCCUCCAAGUUAACGGAAGGUUACGCACCAGUAGUCACCCUCAGGAGAGGCCAGCCGUGCUCCGGUGGUCUACCCAGCACAAAGGAAGCACUUCAGCUUCAGGACGUGGUGUUCACACACUGGGUCUUGUAAAAGGCUGGAAGUGGCCGGCGAGCACGAAUUCUCGUGUGACCCAUCCAUGAACCCUGGAUCUUGUCUGUGUGCUCAGGACCUCUUACCUCCCUAUAACCCCCACAGCGUACAUACUUUAAAGAUCUGUCCUCCAAUCCGUGCUCUGACUAAGAGUGACAUCCCUGUAGAUUCUUAGAAGACAUGGCACCCAUUCCCUGGCAUAGUCCAGUGGCAGGUGGCAUCAGGCCUGCCAGUGGCCAGCAGCCUCUCUUGGGUGUGUUGGCUCCUCUGGCUGCCUGCUGGAUCACCUGGCCUCAACUCAGGCCUCGGCUCCAUUCUCGUAACUGGUUCUUGUCUUCCUUCCACAGUCAGAUCCCUUUCUGUUCAUUCUAACCUGGCUCCUCAACGCUCUCAGUCCCGCUACCUGAGGCCUCCUAAGAGAGCCUGAGUGUGUGGGGGGGCCUCUCCUUUUUCUCUCCUGACUGUAGAAAUGGCCUCUACCUAGAUACCUAGAUACUAGGGUACAGUUGAAGCCCACCAGUGUGUAUGUAUGGAACUUGGUUUUCAGUAUCAUCUUGUAGUCCUGUUGGCGAGGUGUGUGGACAGUGAGACAGGAGUAGUGAGUCGUCUAGAAUGCCAGGGUUGCCGAGAAGUGCAGCCUUGGCCUCAGUCCCCUGAUGCCCUGUAGUGUUUCAGAGGACCUGUUCUGGGUCUGUGCAUGUCUAAGAAGAAAGGGGCAGUUAGGGUGCCAUGGAAGAGCGUGACGCUCAGGGCAUGUGUGAGGUGUGUUCCUUUAGCACUCACCUUGGCCAGGAGCUACUUAACAAGUUUUGAGAUUGUAGUUUGGUUGGUUUUUGGUUUUUUGAGACAGGGUUUCUCUGUGUAGCUUUGGUGCCUAUCCUGGAACGCCAUGUAGCCCAGGCUGGCCUCGAACUCAGAGAUCUGCCUGCUUCUGCCUCCCGAGUGCUGGGAUUAAAGGAGUGCACCACCACCACCCGACCAGGUUUUGUGAUCUUAAGUCCCAUGUACAGCUGGUGGAAGAUACCAGGAGUGUGAGAGAAGCCUUAGGAAACAGCCCCUACCCCUGUGCCUCUUGAGAUGUGGAUAAGAACAGGUCAGCUCCCAGCUCUUGCUGAGGAAUGGGCCUCGCUGUUCACUAGAUAGGACUGUCUGCUUGUCAGAGCUUGUAAGACUCAACCUUCUGGAAAGAAAAGGGAACUUUCCACAGUGAAUGUUAACGUGUGUGUGCACGCGCACUUGCUCCAGCCUGUGUGUGUGUGCAUGUGUGUUUACUUAGUGGAAUUUUAUUUUUGUGAAAUUCCUUUCCGGUUGUUUAGCAGAAUUCACCUGUAUCUCCAUGCCAAACUUUGGUUCCACAGUUAUAACCCUAGGCAUGGUGAAUUUGGAAUUCCUUUGGGAUUCCUGAUCUGGUGUUCUCUAGAGCUGAGAUUGUUCAGAGGAGGGAGACACUGACGUUUUAUACAUUGCCUAGUUUACACCUGUAGGUUAAAAGGUCCCAUGGCCUCAGCCAGGCUGUGUCUCUCUUGAGGGAGUCUAGUAUCCCACCCCUAGGCACUUUUCACCCGGAUCUUCACCCUGUAGAGGGAAAGCGGGCUUGUUUGCCUGCCCUAGUGCCCCGGCUGAAACAACAGGUCCUCCUUCUUCAGGUUCUGCGGGUUUCAGCUUCUGAGCACAGGCUGAGUGUCUGCUGUGUGCUUUGGUGAUGGUACAGGGCUGCUUUGAGGAGGCAGCUGCGCCUGGGUUAGGGUGGGGUCCACUUAAUUCGGAGCUCCCUGGGACUGCUUCCCUGAGCCUGGUCCUCUUGAUGCCCUGCUGCUGACAAGCACGUUUCCACCAGCUGACCCAACACUACAAUGCAUUUUUAAAACUAUAUUUGCAUCUAAGACAAUAAAAAAAAACUUAUUUUUUUUUUGAAA
This is a messenger RNA of Peromyscus californicus insignis, 7591 nucleotides long. RefSeq names its product MLX interacting protein (gene Mlxip). NCBI's taxonomy places the organism in Eukaryota, Metazoa, Chordata, Mammalia, Rodentia, Cricetidae. The transcript has 17 exons. Bases 172 to 2925 code for a protein of 917 amino acids. Gene Ontology annotation, biological process: regulation of transcription by RNA polymerase II. Gene Ontology annotation, molecular function: RNA polymerase II cis-regulatory region sequence-specific DNA binding; DNA-binding transcription factor activity, RNA polymerase II-specific; protein dimerization activity. The record is from RefSeq and is a predicted model, not a curated record. Gene Ontology annotation, cellular component: nucleus.